Jaminaea rosea is the source of this 2036-nucleotide messenger RNA. RefSeq lists its product as hypothetical. The transcript is spliced from 2 exons. The record is from RefSeq and is a predicted model, not a curated record. Bases 261 to 1838 code for a protein of 525 amino acids. NCBI's taxonomy places the organism in Eukaryota, Fungi, Basidiomycota, Exobasidiomycetes, Microstromatales.
CUCUCACGCAGCCAGCGCCCCCUCCACGACGAGCGACGAGGCAGGCGCGAAAUUGCACCCAUUGAUCCGGGGUGGUGGACGAGCUUGCCCCCACUCUCACGCUCGUCGUCGAAGGCGCGAGGGCAAAGAGGCAACGUAGUGGCGGAGCGGGCCGCGGGCCGUAGGGCGGGAGGUGCGCGAGGGGCGCGGAUGUAAAGUGAGCGCCCUCAUCGCGAGGGACCGUGAUCCGUCACUGCCCGUUCCCAGGCUCUCGAAGAGACAUGGGCGAUGAGCUUCUCCGUCUUGUCUUCUUACCACCACCUACUCGCCACUCCCCCGCGCUCCGUGCCUCCCCGAUCAUCAUCAUGUCGUCGUCCAACACGACGGCCCUCACCGCCACAACUGACCCCAAUGACCCAACGAACACCCCGCUCCUCCUCGCCGACUGCUACGCAAUGGACCGCACCUGGUGGCACGACCACACGAUCAUGACGCUCCUCCUCGUCGAGUCGAUCAACCUCUGGCCGCCCCUCUUUCGAAUGAUCUGUCGAGCGCACCAGAGACGCCCUCAUCCUCGACCCAACAUGAGCGAGUCGCUCUUCUUCUGGAUCUACUUCAUGACAUUCAUGGGGUGCAUCACCAAGUUCCUCAAUUGGUAUCGCGCUUACCCUACGCAGCCCUUCUGUCACGUCACGGCGUGGAUGGAGGCGGCCGGCAUCCACCUUGGCGCGGGUGUGGUACCCCUCGCCAUGGCCCAGCGAGCCAUCGCCGUUUGGUCACAAGGCGGGGUGCGUCGCUGGCCCUUUUGGCUCUUUACGACACUCGGCUUGGCCCACUUUGGCUUCACCUUCGUCGAGCUCUACUUCUACGGCAAACCAAAUGCGGUCGAGGCUGGUUCUUGUGCUACACCGCAGGCUCUCGUGGAUGAGGUGGCCGACUUCAAGCCGUGGCAAUACAUUCACUUUUACUACCUGCUUUGGUCCAUUAGCGUCGAUGCGAGCAUUACGGCUGCGACCAUCUACAAGCUCAUCACGAACAAGGGGCCUUACGGUUGGUUGGGCUUCUCGCGCUUGUUGCUGGACAACUCCAUUCAUUACUUCACCGUAGUCACCGCAGUCAAUGUGACGCAAUUUGCGUCCUUUUACCCACUCUACCCUCGCACAGGGUUCCCCUCCAAGUGGAACUUCGGCGACUCGACGGAGCUGGCCUUCUCCAUUGCCUGUCUCUUCGGUAUGCGUCUCCUUGCCAAGGAGCAGGACUACGCGCACGGCCAUCGACCUCCUGGCAGCGAGUUGGCCAACUGCAAUCUCAACUACGCUACCGACUCGCCGCAGCGCGAUGCCAGCCACGGCGGCAGCGGCGGCAGCGGCGGCUGCGGUGGAGCAGGUAGUCGCGGCCUGGCAGGGAAGUUCAGCGCGACAGUGUCUCGCUUCACGCGCGCUGGUACGCUCAAAGAAACGCCUCACAGCCAGCAGCAAGAAGCUCAUGAGCAAGGACCUCGAAACCCGGGCAGCGUCGAACGCGACGGCGGCAGCGCGCUGGCGGCUGCUACGACAGGGGGCCGCCGCGACCGCGCUCGCUCCCGAUCCUCUGGUGCUUCGUAUCGACCUUCAUCUGCUCCUGGAUCGUCCAAGGGAGCUAACGCAAAUCUCUCUCGCGAGAACAGCUCGACUUCCGUGCCUAUGCUGCCGUUCAUAAGCUACUUGGAUUCGCCUCGCGCGCCUCACAUGCAAGGUGGCUCUAGCAUCCACCGCGGGGGAAGCAAUCAGUCGAAGGAAGAGGGCGAGGAAGAGCAACGUGGUCGACCUAGGACCACAUCGACGAAGCAGUCCUCUAGUGGGAUGUCAAAGGGAGAGUGAGGGGAAGCUGAAGGAGAGCACGCGUCGACUGACGUCGAGCCUACGCUGCGUGGCAGGCCUGCCUUCAGGGCCAACUAUCUCUGAGUGUGGGGUUCGAGAGCUCCAGGGCAUGCUUGCUUGCGGUCCUGUACGCGUCUGUGAUGUCUGAAUGUUGUGCCUUUUGCGUCUCUCUGUCUCUCUAUCGAAAUCGAUUGUUAC